Antrostomus carolinensis (chuck-will's-widow) is the source of this 703-nucleotide messenger RNA. RefSeq names its product attractin-like protein 1. The annotation marks the transcript as partial. The record is from RefSeq and is a predicted model, not a curated record. The transcript is spliced from 4 exons. NCBI's taxonomy places the organism in Eukaryota, Metazoa, Chordata, Aves, Caprimulgiformes, Caprimulgidae. Gene Ontology annotation, molecular function: protein binding. Gene Ontology annotation, cellular component: Golgi apparatus.
GUCCAGAUUGUUCUUUGAACGUCCCUUCCACGGAGUCUUACUGGAUUCUACCAAACGUAAAGCCAUUCAGCCCUUCUGUGGGCCGGGCUUCCCAUAAGGCAGUCCUACACGGGAAAUUUAUGUGGGUGAUUGGUGGAUACACUUUUAACUACAGUUCAUUCCAAAUGGUGUUGAACUACAAUUUGGAAAGCAGUAUAUGGAACGUAGUACCCAUAUCCAAAGGGCCACUCCAGAGAUAUGGACACACUCUUGCUUUAUAUCAGGAAGACAUCUACAUGUACGGAGGCAAAAUCGAAACAAAUAAUGGCAAUGUUACUGAUGAGCUUUGGAUUUUCAACAUACACAGCCAAACAUGGAGUAGCAGAACUCCUGCAGUACUUGUACAUGGCCAGCAGUAUGCUGUGGAAGGUCAUUCAGCACACAUAGUAGAGCUGGACAGCAGAGACGUGGUUAUGAUUAUAAUUUUUGGAUAUUCUGCCAUAUAUGGUUACACAAGCAUUGUGCAGGAGUACUAUAUCAGGUCUAAUUCUUGGCUUGUACCAGAAACAAAAGGAGCAAUUGUGCAAGGUGGAUAUGGCCAUACUAGCGUCUAUGAUGAACUGACCAAAUCUGUUUAUGUCCAUGGUGGAUACAAAGCGUUACCUGGCAAUAAGUAUGGAUUGGUGGAUGACCUUUACCGAUAUGAAGUUAAUACUCGGACAUG